Molecule: messenger RNA, 2390 nt
Organism: Prunus mume (Japanese apricot)
Lineage: Eukaryota; Viridiplantae; Streptophyta; Magnoliopsida; Rosales; Rosaceae
Product: intracellular protein transporter USO1-like protein
Source: RefSeq, a predicted model, not a curated record
AUGAAAAGGGAAGGAGAAAGUGGGGAAGGGGGAGCAGAAAAGGAGGAAAAUUUGGGAGAAAAGUUGAGGAGGAGGAGAGGGAAAAGCAGAAGUGGCCCAAGUACUCCAGUAGUGUCCUCAUGGAGACUUUGCCCUUUUGGCCAUAAUACCAUCAUUAAAGACCCUCACCUUACCAGUAACACUACCACCUCCUCUGUCUCAGCUAGAAAACUAGCUGCUGCUCUUUGGGAGUUUCAAAACUACCACUAUCUUCCCCUCUCAAAGAUGCACAGAGCUCCUCACAAUAAUGGUGGUCCUGCUGCUCCACCUCCUAGGUUGAGACAUCUUCAGCUCCACCACCACCUCAGCAAAGACAAGGGUCUUGAUCUGUCUAACUUUUUGGCCGAUAAUUCUCCCAGUUCUCCUGACCAGCCAGAAAGUGCAAGCAGUUUGGGGAGGCAUAUUGCUGCAUCAUUGAUGCAACACCAUCGAACCAUCGAAAGAAACAAGUUGAACAAUCACGUCUUGCAGCCUGUAUCUCCUGCAAGCUAUGGUAGUUCCAUGGAGGUGGCUCCUUAUGACCCUGCAGUCACUCCUAGCAGUUCUUUAGACUUUAAGGGAAGGAUUGGUGGAUCACAUUAUAAUCUUAAACCAUCUACGGAACUUCUGAAAGUCUUGAACCGAAUUUGGAGCUUGGAGGAACAGCAUACCUCCAAUGUAGCAUUAAUAAAAGCGUUGAAAGCAGAGUUGGAUCAUGCCCGUGUCAAGAUCAAAGAGUUGGUUCGGGUGCGGCAAGCUGAUCGACAUGAGCUAGAUGAUUUGAUGAAGCAAAUUGGAGAAGAUAAACUAGUUAGGAAGAGCAAAGAACAGGAUCGAAUCCAUGCUGCAGUUCAAUCUGUGAGGGAUGAGCUAGAGGAUGAGAGGAAGUUAAGAAAACGAUCAGAAAGCCUACACAGGAAGUUAGCGCGGGAGCUUUCUGAACUGAAAUCUUCUCUUUCCAAUUCUGUGAAAGAGCUUGAAAGAGAGAGAAAAUCAAGGAAGUUGUUGGAAGAACUAUGUGAUGAGUUUGCUAAGGGAAUAAAAGAAUAUGAACAAGAGGUGCAUUUUUUAAAACAGAAAUCUGACAAAGAUUGGACUGGAAGAUCUGAUCGUGAUCGAUUGAUUCUCCAUGUUUCUGAAUCAUGGAUGGAUGAACGGAUGCAGAUGCAGCUAGAAGAAGCCGAGUGUGGUUUUUCAGGAAAGAACUCAAUAGUGGAUAAAUUAAGCCUUGAAAUAGAGACCUUCCUUAGAGCUAAACAUAUGAGCACUCUUAAGAAUACUGAAAACUUGUUGCCAAGGGAUCGUAAGAACUCACUGGAAUCUGCCCCUCUGAAUGAGGCUGUGAGUGCUCCUCGAGACAUGGGUGGAGAAGAUGAUUCUUUAGGCAGUGAUUCAAAUUGUUUUGAGCUCAAUAAGCCAACCAACAGUGACUUCAAAUUGCAUGGGGAUGAAGCUGUGGAUAAUCAUAUUGAUGAAAAGUUGAAAUUGGAACCCUCAAAGAAAAAACCUGAAAGGGUAAGAAGCCGUACUCCCUCCAGCUUGCAAGUUAAGUUUGAAGAACAGAUGGCUUGGGCCAUGUCGUGCAAUGAAAAUGAUAAGUCCCAGAUAGUAAAUAAAGAGCAGGGGAAAGCAGAAGAAGGGAAGCCAACCGAAAUAAGCAUACCCCAAAAUUCUGAACAUUGUGAAGCCACAGAAGACGAGACUUACAGAAAAGGAAAUAAACAAGAUGAAAGCCAGGUUUCUAAUUCAAAUCACAUGGCUGAAAACCGUAUAAGAAGUCAACUUUUGAUGUCAGAUGUUGGGCAUGUACAUUCUGAAAAUAACUACAAUGAGGCUUCCUGCAGUAAUAUUGGACGGAGGAACCAGCCAAGUCCAGUAAGACAGUGGAUGGCACGACUGGCAUCCCCGGUUCGUGACAUGUCCGAAGCUUCUUCAAAGUUGCCCCUGCGGACAAGGGAGAACACCUUGAAGGCAAAGCUUCUUGAAGCAAGGUCGAGGGGACAACGUUCGCGUUCAAAACCUUCCAAAAACACCUCUUGAUCUUCUUAGGAGAUGUUGGCUUGAACACUCUGAAAGGGUUUGCUGAUCCUGCAUUGCCUGCUGGUUGUGGGGAUUUGCUUCUUGUGAAUAUUUCCGUGACACUCUUUUGAUAUGGAUAUCUUUGUUCUCACUCAUUAGAGUUCUGUUUCUCCAUCUCUGGUAGGUUUUUAAAGAGAAGUCUGUAUAUGAGUGUAAUGUUAAAACGUUCCAUAGCCUACACAGAUCAUAAAGAGUUGAAGACCAACAACAAUUUUGAGUUAUGCUUUCUGGCCGUAUAAUGUGCCAUGUAAUGUAGGUUGGGAAAGGAAGUUAAGAAAGUUGAGGAAAGAAAA